UGUACGUAAGCAUGCAACAAAAACAAUAAAAAUUUGUUGGAAAAGAGUGUCAAUAUCUAACAAAUAGAUUAAAUUUGCCGUCACUAGAGGAAAAUCAAAAAUUUCUGCGAGCAAAUUCCAAAAUUAGCAAGGAGAUUAAAUUUUUCCAGCUAAUUGAACUUUAAAUUAUUCGAGUGCAUAAAGCAGACUGCAACGCAAUAUCUAUACCGUAAUCCAACGUGAAAUAAUUGUAGAAACGAGGCACAUAAAACAAUUUGCGGAGCUGCCACUGUAGGCCGUAUAGUAGGUGCACUUACAGCCAUUAGCCAUGCCUGGAACGGCAAUCCAGAUAAUAAACACAUCGGAGGAGCACACUUUUGUUCUUAACGAAGAUGCAUUGAGCGAAGUGUUAAUGCGCGACGAAGUGAAAGAUCGCUUCGUAUGCGUCGUAUCGGUGGCGGGGGCGUUUCGCAAAGGUAAAAGUUUUCUGCUAGACUUUUUCCUGCGCUAUCUAUACUCCAAGUAUGUGCGUCAUGAUGUGGUAACCGAUUGGAUUGGUGAUGAGAACGAACCGCUGACCGGCUUUUCGUGGCGCGGCGGUUCUGAACGUGAUACCACUGGUAUCCUAAUGUGGUCCGAAAUAUUCCUGCACGAUUACCCGAACGGCGAUAAGGUGGCCAUAAUUUUACUUGACACACAGGGCGCAUUCGACAGCCAGAGCACAGUGCGCGAUUGUGCUACCGUUUUUGCGCUCAGCACAAUGGUUUCAUCCGUGCARAUAUAUAAUUUGUCACAAAACAUACAGGAAGACGAUCUGCAGCAUUUGCAAUUGUUCACAGAAUAUGGUCGCUUAGCAUUGGCCGAUACAGGCAAGAAGCCGUUUCAACGCUUACAGUUUCUGGUGCGCGAUUGGAGUUUUCCAUACGAAGCCGAGUAUGGCGCUCUGGGUGGCGAUAAGAUACUUAAGCGCCGCCUAGAAGUGUCAGACAAACAGCACCCGGAACUGCAGUCGUUGCGACGACACAUUGCAGCCUGUUUCAUGGAAGUGGCAUGUUUCUUGAUGCCACAUCCAGGCUUAAGUGUAGCGACCAACCCUAAAUUCGACGGACGUCUCAAGGAUAUCACACCCGAGUUCAAACAGAGUCUACGCACAUUUGUACCGAUGCUGCUGUCGCCAGACAAUUUGGUAUAUAAGGAAAUCAGUGGCCAACGGGUGCGUGCACGCGACCUCAUACAGUACUUCCAGUCAUACAUGAGCAUCUAUAAGGGCAAUGAAUUGCCUGAGCCGAAGAGCAUGCUUGUUGCCACCGCCGAAGCUAAUCAUUUGACAGCYGUUGCAUCAGCAAAGGAGCUUUACAAUCAGCUAAUGGAGGAGGUUUGUGGCGGAACCAAACCGUACUUAAGCACGGCACAUUUAGAAGCCGAACACUUCCGCAUCAAAGAUCAGGCGUUAUUCCAGUUUGCAUCGAAACGAAAAAUGGGCGGCGAGGAGUUCUCUGAAAAGUUCCGGCAACAAUUGGAUUUGGAUCUGGAAGACUCCUACGUCACCUACAAAGCGCACAAUGAGAGCAAAAAUAUUUUCAAGGCUGCACGCACGCCGGCCGUAUAUUUUGCCUCGGCAGUUAUUUGUUACGUCCUAAGCGGAAUAUUUGGCCUCGUCGGCCUCUACACAUUUGCCAACUUCUGUAAUUUAGUAAUGGGUGUUGCCCUAUUAACAUUAGCGCUGUGGGCGUAUAUUAGGUACAGCGGGGAAAUGGGUGAUUUCGGUGUAAAAUUGGAUGACUUUGCGACGUUUAUGUGGGAAAACUUUAUGAAGCCCAUAUAUCAGGGUUGCAUGGAGAAGGGCAUACAACAUGUGGCAACGCAUGCUGCCGAAGCGGCGGUCGGUGGACGCACAGCCUCGUCGGCAAUGAAUGGCAAAGUGAAGAAGUCAUGAGAAUACGCCCAACGAUCUCUUCAGCAACAGCAACAACAGCUACAACAAMAAAAUCAACCAAAUUCUAAAGGGAAAAUAGCAGCAACGAAAACCAACAACAAUAACAAUGUGGCUCAACAGAAAAUUACAAGAGCUACAGCAACAGCAUCAUACAGUGGUGGCGAUAUUGGCGACACAGCCGGCAAAACGAUGAUCAUGCAAAUAUGGUCCCGUAUAAUAGGCGCGUCUUCCAGCGCGCAAAUGAAUUCUGCUCAAACGGUCAAUGCAAAAGCACGCCAAUACGCCACCGCAACAAGCCCGAAUGGGGAGGUCAACAUCAGCAGCGGCAGCGGUAGUAGUACAACAAACACAAGUAAUGCGGCUAACAAUCGCAAAAAGCGAAGAGCCAAAAAGUGAACGUACUGUAUAUAAAAAAAAAAAGAUAAACAAAAGCAACAAAAAAAAAAACUCGCCCAACACCCGUCAAACCUAUUGGUUAGCUAAAAUGCGUAUUUUCGCGCAUUCGUUAAUAAAUAUACUUACGUAUAGUCGUGUUGUGCAACUCCACGCAUGGAAAACAAGUUUAACUACUUUAAUACUUAUCGCAUAGUCUAUUCUCGGGCGCGUAGUAUUUUGAUUUUAUUACGGAGUUCCACGAUUAGGCCACUUACUUGUCCAGCAUUUACCCRUACUCGCUAACUACUAAUAUAACUAAUAUUGUCCACACUAGCAACAGUGUUACAGUGUUAAGGAAGAUAUGGGCCUCGGUCAUUGUUGUUAUUGUACGCGAAUAUUAAAGAUUUUCUUUUUGUUAUAAUUACAUCUAUAAUUGUACUGUUUUCAAUGCUGCCUUGCAGAGCCAAUUGAAUAAAACCUGCAAACUUUAAGAAACCAUGUCAAAGAACGUCUAAACCCUUGUAAUUUGUAAGCUUAGCAUGAAUUCGGUUAAA
Messenger RNA from Bactrocera latifrons, 2844 nucleotides. It is a transcript of the gene atl, whose product is annotated as atlastin. Gene Ontology annotation, biological process: protein homooligomerization; endoplasmic reticulum organization. The record is from RefSeq and is a predicted model, not a curated record. Lineage: Eukaryota; Metazoa; Arthropoda; Insecta; Diptera; Tephritidae. Gene Ontology annotation, molecular function: GTPase activity; GTP binding. The transcript has 7 exons. The coding region runs from base 308 to 1915 and encodes 535 amino acids.